Messenger RNA from Orbicella faveolata, 3264 nucleotides. RefSeq names its product L-amino-acid oxidase-like. Gene Ontology annotation, molecular function: oxidoreductase activity. The record is from RefSeq and is a predicted model, not a curated record. Lineage: Eukaryota; Metazoa; Cnidaria; Anthozoa; Scleractinia; Merulinidae.
CUUGCGCAAUUUUUAAGAUUUUAGGCAAAUAAAAUUGACCACGAAUCAUUCAAUUUAAGAACUAAUACCCGUUCAGUUAAUCACGUUUUGUGACAUGAAGCAAUGCAUAUUGUCUGGAACGGUGUAGCGUGACGUUUGAAAAUCACGCCUCUAGACUAUCCUUCGCUAGUUUUGUUUACUCAAAGUAACCUUGCAGAAGGUCUGGUGAAAGCUGUCGCCAUUUGCCGAUUCAACAAUUGCUUGAUCUCGAAUAUCAUUCUGUUCCACAAACAUGGUGCGUACGGAGUACAGUUCAGUCCGUAAUGUGGAGGUGCGCGGCUUCUUCGUGAGUUUAGUGAACGUGUUUGUAGUGCUGUUCUUGUUGUUAUCUCUGGUGAUUGCCUUGAUUGUGGUAGCUGCGUUGUUAGCUCACGAGAAGGGAAAAGCAAAGCAAGCUAGCCCUGGAGUAAUUAAAGACGAAGGCAAAGGAUUCGAGUCCUCUUUGCGUCCCAUGUCCUGUGACGUUGUUGUAGUCGGAGGAGGUAUUUCAGGAAUGUAUAUGGCAGAGACUCUCAUGCGAAUGAAGAAAGAAGACACCGUGUGUUUGUUUGAAAGAGAUUCCAGACUUGGAGGGCGAAUCUAUGACUACAGGUUUAGCCAAGCGCCAAACAUCAGCAUAAGUUUAGGAGCCUGGCGCGUGGAUAGAGAACACAAGAGAGUAAUGGCCUUAACUAAACGACUCAAUAUCCCCAUGUUAAAAAUGGACAUAAAAAUCGCACAUUGGGAAACAAGAGGAGUCUUUGUAUCUAGUACCCAGGCCCUCAAAGAGCAAGCUUUCCCGACUCUGCUGUCAGGCCCCUUUGCGAACAUGACUUCGUCAGAAAUGAUGAAAUAUGCUUGGAUGAACAUUACCAGAGAGAAAACACUUGAAUUUCCGUCUUACCGAGAUUUUGUGUGCCACCAACUUGGAAGUGAAGGCUGCGAGUUCGUUAUGGCCAUGUAUGCUCUUAAACGAAUUUAUGGUGAAGAAAGCACUUUGUCAAGAUACGAACGGAAUGAAGCUUACAGCAACCACUCGUAUGACUACUAUCGGCCGCCUGGUGGCCUAUCAGAUAUCAUCAGUGCAUUGGAAAGAUCUGCUAAGCGUUUGGGAGUAAAGAUGUACGUUAAGGAGAAAGUCAAAGCAAUUCAUAGGAAAGGAAACAUUUUUACAGUUGAUACAGAUAGUUUUACAGUAUCGGCCAGAAAGCUCAUCAUUGCCGUACCACGCACUCCAUUUGAAGAGAUAUCUGGCGACGUGGCUGCGGAUAUUAAAAGAAAUGUCUUCUUUGAAGCUAUUCUACCACUUCCUGUCUUUAAAGCCGUGGCGCUUUACGCUUAUCCUUGGUGGGAAAACAUUACUUCUCUUCACAACCUGACACUGAAGCCGCUUGAAAGAUUCUUUUCAGGAGCUUCUUGUUUGGUUGGUAUUAUGCCUUACAGUGACAGAGGACCCCACGGCGAAGCCGUUCUUCAGCUGUCAUACGCCUGGAGGGCAUGCGCAGUCAAGUGGGGCGAGCUUUCCAAGUUGCCUAAAGCAGUUUUGCAGUCGGAGUUAAAGAAAGCCAUUCAGGAAGUGUUUCCAGGAGCAAUCUUACCAGAGCCUCUGGAUAUGGUGUUCAAAUAUUGGGAGAAAGUAGCCUGGCAUAACACAAAGGCGGGUUCCAACGUAAGCCGUUAUGAUCUAAUGAAAUGGGCCAAACGUCCAUUUCCCGGAGAAGACGUUUUCAUAGUGGGUGAAGCAUAUUCAGUCUUCACCGAAUGGAAUGAAGGAGCUCUCCAGUCCGCUUACAACGCUCUAAAGGAAGGCUGGGAAAUAACGCAACCCGAGGCUUAUUAGAAUGAAAAGCGAACGUUCAACCUCUCUUAACGUUACUUCAUGUAAGGGCAAUGAAAUAGGGAUAAUAGGCAUUUUCUGGGUUGUCUUCGGCCUCCGUGUCAAAAAGAAUCCUUUAAAGAAACCAUUCGUGUUUCACGUGCACGUUCAUUUUCAUGCAACGGGCGUAAAUUUUAUUUUUCUGCACGAAUUUUGUUCAACGACGUAUUCUGAAGUUAGCUCGUUAAAUGCCCACUAGUAUUAUACUCCCAGGCUGAAUAUUCUUUUUUCCCGCCGAUUUUAGACUGAAAACAUUCUUGUGAAUAUUCCUGUAAAUCAUGGCGUAGAUUUUUCCGUUUUCUUGACCUUGGUGGCGUUAAAGUUAAUUGGGAGCCACACUGAAGGCGAUAACGCCCGUGUUAGUAUACACCACACAAGUGUAUAGUGCGCGCUUUCCGUGCAUUCUGAUUGGCUAGCUCGGAGGUGAGUAGCAAGUAAUAUAUAGAUUUAGCCAAGCCUAAAAGCGGAGCUUUAGAUUACAAUAAUUAACCAUAAAGGAAAAAGAGGAUUUGGUUUUCCUUGGAUCAGAAACAUCAUGGUAAUUUCGGUCGAAAGUCAAAUGGAAAGGUUUGUCUCGGUUGCGUCCGACCGGAAUGUUCGGGAGCGCUUCUGGAGGUGGUCCGCUUUGAUCUGUCGGGCCGUUCAAACCGAAAUUCGCUGUUCCAUUUUUACAAACGGGUUAAUGGCUCUGCUUCUCUUCAGCAGAUUUCACUUAUGUAGGGAUUCGAGAAAGGAAUAAAAAAAUGGUAAGAGCCAUUCUUGUCGGUUGGUACGGUUUGAUGGCGGAAAAUUUUGUUCUAUUUUCCUCGGUUAGUCCCACCGGUCUCUGUUCGGUCGCUCUGGCAUAAUGGCAAGCACCAACGUUUUCUAAUUCCGUCGUUACUAAAAUAGCUAAAAAUUUAUUACAAUUCGCUUUCUUUUCAACAAUUUAGCUAACAUUGUCUCUUGUAGGUGUUCUAGGAGCGCUUCCUAUGCUAGCGAAGGUAUUUUUUUCACAAUUUUAGCGUUGCUUUGACAAGAAACUGCAGCAAAAUCGUUAAGCUGAUCUGCUGUUAUUUUAGAAAGUCUGGAUUAUGUUCCAGUGGCGUGUCGUGGCAUUUUGUUUUGCAGUAGAACUCAUAGAAUAUUUUAUACCUUUAAAUUGUUUGUAUACUUUUCUCUUAGUAGCAGAUAAUAGAUUCCUUGUGCUGUACAAGCUUUAUUCAUCGCUUUUAAAAACACUCAGACUUCAUGCAAUGUUUAAUUUUUUUUACGAUACCAUAACAUGAAAAGUUUGAUUGUUCUCUAUCAGGGUUAUCCAUGCUCUCUCUAAAGUUCGUUCACAUAAUGAAAACAGAAAUAAAAGCAUUGCUUAAAAUAAUUUACAGCCA